UCAGCUGUGUCAACAAACUCGGGGAUAAACAUUUAGAAUGGACGUCUGACUUUAUAACACAUAUUUGUCAUAUGUCGAUGCUUUUAAAAAGAGGUUUGGGAAGAAAUGAAAUAAAAUAAGUGGCUGCUUGGAUGAGAAAAUGUGCUUGUAGCUAGUGGUAGCUAACUGUAAACUGGGAUGCUAUCGUUACCAUGAGCUAACAUAAGCUAACGGUAACGGUAUGCGAACAGCAGCAGUCGCUGGGUGCUGCUUCCUCUUCUGCCUUAACCAUCAGCACAGCGGUUUGACUGAUUACCAGCUAGUAAGUUAGCUUGAUAAUCUCAACCAAGACACUUGUUUCCAUUUGUUACGUGCCUUUUACUUCCUGGUACUCCAGUAUGGGGAUGUGCUUGCCGUGCCUUGGUGGAGCAGCGGACGACGUUGUUGCGGUCACACCAGAUCCAGACGCAAGGAGACGACAAUUGGCUGAGGCUGCUGAGAAAAGACAGAAAGAGACAACAUACAGGGGGGUUAAAAAUCCAGAAGCAGUCGAGAGAAAAAAGAAGAAACAGGAAGAGAUGGAAAAACAGGAGAUGACCGGCUCUGUGUCUGGAGGCGGCGGCGGCGGGUUGAGGUGGCAGGUGGGCUGAAAAUCAAGAUGAAGUCAAAAACAAAGUGAAGAAUUGAAGCAAGACGACUUGAAAGAUGUUUGAACUGCUGUCGGGUUUUGUUUUUUUUUGCUUUUGUUUUGAUAUUAUGAGACAAGUGGCUACAGGUGUCAUGCUUUAUGCAAAACAAUCUGAAGUGCUUACAGACAGAACAGCAGGAAAACCCUCUUGUUGCCAAGUUAUACAAGCCAGCACAGACGUUUGGACAGGGAUAACAGACAUGUGCAAGUAGAUACAGGUCAUACUGUAUUAGUUUUAUUUAAAAAUAGAUAUGACAGUCUUACAGUGAUCACCAUUAGAUAACACUAAAUAAUAUGAUGAUUGAGUCCAGCUUUCACUCUGCUGGCUGUUGUCAUAUUAAGACAAAGCUGUCAUUAACCACUUUUUAGCUUUUUCACUUCACUGCUUUUAGUUUUCACUGUGGAGGAUUUGUAAAUCCACAUUGUCUGCACUGCUUUUUGUACGACUUUUUUCAACAAUCUGUCAAGGAAAAACACAGUUUAUGUUUACAAACUUGAAAGUGUGCUUAUGAAGGUUUUUCAUACAAUUAAACAAGCACCCAGUUAACAUGUAUUUAACCUAAUUGAGGGCUCUAUUUAUGGGCAACAUAAAGACUUGUGCAAGAAGUGUUAUAACGUAUUUACCACCCGGUGGAUGGUUCUGUGAUCAGUGCAGUGCUCAUGUCACAUGGGAAUCCCAAUGAGGCAUUAUGCUGAGGAAAUGUUUGAUAACCAGGUCUGAACUCAAUGCAACAUCACUGAGUUACAAACUUCAUACCUUAGUGAUAAAAUAUACAGCAGCUUCCAAAUGUUGCUGUUAAUAACCCUGUGCACAAGUCUUUGGUAUAAAUCAUUUAAUAGAGCCCUUUUAGUUUUUGCUCUGCACAAUUGUGUUGCAUUGAAUUACAAUGUGUGCAAACCACUGAUGUGAUGCCUGCUUAUUUAUAUGAUAUGAUAUGUGUUUGUGACAAACAGAAGCUUUUGUAAGACAUCUAUUUGCACACAGUGGGUGUGGGCAGCAAACAUGCUUUCUAACACUAUGCUGGAGAUAGAAAUGUCAGCUGUUAUAGAAACGGGAGAAACCUUUGGUAGGAAAAACAAGUGAAGUAUGUACGGUACACAGGGAAGUAUUUACUUUGACGUGCUUAACUAAGUGCAUUUCUUAAAGCCUUCACUUGAUCCUUAAAGGCUUCUGGUGCUCCUACCAUUUUGUAGAACAGCACAUAUAGCCAAUGUUAUUUGCUACAAUAAAUUAAAUUUCUGCUA
This is a messenger RNA of Trematomus bernacchii (emerald rockcod), 1912 nucleotides long. It is a transcript of the gene svip, whose product is annotated as small VCP interacting protein. Gene Ontology annotation, cellular component: endoplasmic reticulum membrane. NCBI's taxonomy places the organism in Eukaryota, Metazoa, Chordata, Actinopteri, Perciformes, Nototheniidae. Bases 378 to 629 code for a protein of 83 amino acids. The transcript is spliced from 4 exons. Gene Ontology annotation, biological process: positive regulation of autophagy; negative regulation of VCP-NPL4-UFD1 AAA ATPase complex assembly; negative regulation of retrograde protein transport, ER to cytosol. The record is from RefSeq and is a predicted model, not a curated record.